Messenger RNA from Nipponia nippon (crested ibis), 447 nucleotides. It is a transcript of the gene GIP, whose product is annotated as gastric inhibitory polypeptide. The record is from RefSeq and is a predicted model, not a curated record. Gene Ontology annotation, cellular component: extracellular region. Lineage: Eukaryota; Metazoa; Chordata; Aves; Pelecaniformes; Threskiornithidae. Gene Ontology annotation, biological process: regulation of fatty acid biosynthetic process; response to glucose; regulation of insulin secretion. Gene Ontology annotation, molecular function: glucagon receptor binding; hormone activity.
AUGUCUUUCAAGGUUCUCUCUCUGCUCCUCGCUUCUCUGGGCUUUGUUUUGAUGGAAGAAAAUGUCUCGGGCGUAAGCAUAAGGGCUCCCAGUGCCAGACCAGUGCAAAGACGCUACUCCGAGGCCACCCUGGCAAGCGAUUACAGCCGCGCGAUGGAUAACAUGCUGAAGAAGAACUUUGUGGAAUGGUUGCUAGCCAGACGGGAGAAGAAAAGCGACAACAUCAUCGAGCCCUACAAGAGGGAAGCUGAGCCCCAAGUAUCAGCUGCGAAUGGCCAAAAAUUGGACCUGGACACCCAGGAAGCCAAAGACUUCUUCGCCUGGCUUCUCAAGGCCAAGAAAAAUCAGAGUUUUACUCCUCUGGAAGGUUCAGAAGGUUUGAAGGAUGUUUUGAACCAGGAGUUUCUGACAUGGCUGCUGUCGACUGAUCUCUGCAGACCAACGUGA